AUGUCCAUGAGGUCUCCAUUCGUGAUUGGGUGGAGUUUUGUUUUUCGAGGCCCGAGUAGGUAUGCCAAGCCUCCGCAAAAAUCAUCAAGGAAUCGGACUACAAGGCCGAAAUUGAAUCAUAAUCCUUCUGGAAAUAUUGACGCAAGCUUCCUACCACGAACCGAUGAGGAGAAUGCCCUCUUUAUUGAGCUUGGCGUGGAGGAGUCACUUAGAGCUGAGACUUAUUUGGCGGCUUUCCUUGCAUGUUGGCUUUGCAAAUUUGUGUUCCCCAACAAGAAGAUUGACUACAUUCGUGCUAGUGUCUUCAAAAUUGCGAGUUUGAUGGCUCAUGGAGAGAAGUGUUCCUUGGCGGUUCCCGUCCUUGCAAGUAUUUAUCAUGGCUUGAAGGAGGUCUCCACUUCUCAAGAUUUGGGCGCCUGCAAAGCACUCUUUCCUAUUCAUUAUGUAUAUGGAUGGAUAGGAGCAUAUUUUGACACCUACUAUCGUGUUAAGCGUCCACAACGAGGUCCGCAGAUGUGCAAAGUUUCUGGCGAGAAGAUGGCCAAGCAUUUCGACCUUAGUAAUGCCCGUGAGUUGUUUCAACAAGUUAGUGCGCGACAGCUUCACCAUUUGGCUAUGCUACAAGGGAGGGAAUUGCAUCUUACCGAUCGUGACGAACAAUCGAAUUCUUGGAGUGACUUUUUUUUAAGUCUUCGCUCAAGCUUCAUCACCCUUAGGCAUGAUGACAUUCAUAUUGUGGAAUCUUACAGCCCGCAUAGGUUUAGUCGUCAAUUCGGCUUUUGUCAAGAUGUUCCUGGCAAACUCAUAGAGAGACCCUAUGACGGCUCGCUGAAAAUGCUAGUGCAAUUCUGGGAUUCUUGUGUUCGUCUUGGAGGUUCGUCAAAAGUUAUUGUCCCUACGCGUCCAUCAGAAGAGGGCCCUCUAAUGACUCGUGAGUAUGCAGAUUGGUGGUCAGCUCGUCGAGUGCACUCUUCCCGACAAAGCGCUCAUAUCAUUUUGAAAGUUCCAAGGAAAGAUGAUAUUCCUUUAUCCUCUAAAGAUGAUCAACGUCAAAAGGACACCCACGGAGGGUCAUCCAAGUCCAAGUUAAGAUCUAAAGAUCCUUCGCCAAGCACCAAGCUCUUAUCCGAGUCUACCCUUUCGACUGGCGGGGAUGCCCAUGUGGACAAAGGAGCUAAAAACGUUUUGUUGAGUUCCAAGACAACUACUGCCACUGUGGAGGUGACGAACAAUCCUUGCAAAAGGAAAGCGCCUCCUACUUCACCAAACAAAAAUGUUGCGAAGGAACCCAACGUCGCUCCAACAAACGAGGAAAGGACUCAAGCUUCUGCUUUGCCCAAUGAGAUUUUGAAUGUUAGUGCAACUUCCAGUUCGAACGAGAGUGAUGUUAGUCAUGACAUACAUUGGAAUCGUUCAAAGAAGAAGGCUAAGGACACGAGCCAUAGUGAGUUUGCACUUGGAUGCUCUUAG
This is a messenger RNA of Nicotiana attenuata, 1470 nucleotides long. RefSeq lists its product as uncharacterized. The coding region runs from base 1 to 1470 and encodes 489 amino acids. The transcript has a single exon. Lineage: Eukaryota; Viridiplantae; Streptophyta; Magnoliopsida; Solanales; Solanaceae. The record is from RefSeq and is a predicted model, not a curated record.